AUGACAAAGGUAUACCCCAACGUUGCUACCACCACCGCCACCAACAACCAGAGGCAGCCUGUCAAGUUCAAGUCCUCUAAUAAUGCCUUAGACGCAGGUGCAACUAAUGUCCUAACCGUGUGGAAGAAGUCUUUGUUGUUCAACUGCAAUGGCUUUACAGUCUAUGAUGGCAAGGGCAACCUUGCGUUUAGGGUUGACAAUUAUAUGGCUACUUCUGGUAGUAACGGUGAGAUCGUUCUCAUGGAUGCUGCUGGAAAGCCUCUCCUCACCAUCCGUCGCAAGAGGUUGAGCUUAGGAGAUAGCUGGCUGGUGUAUGAUGGAGAAACAGUCAUCAACCCUCGUUUUUCGGUGAAGAAGCAUGUUAACAUCCUCAACACAAAGUGUUUGGCUCAUGUUAGCCCUGCCGCAGGUAGUAAGAAGAACGUUAUGUAUGAUAUAGAGGGAUCGUAUGCACAAAGAUGCUGUGCGGUGUAUGAUGAGAAGAAGAGAAUGGUGGCUGAGAUCAAACAGAAAGAGGCAGCGGGUGGGGUGGCUCUUGGUGUAGAUGUAUUCCGCCUCGUUGUUGGCCCAGAAAUUGACACUUCUGUGGCCAUGGCUAUAGUCAUCCUCCUUGACCAGAUGUUUGGUUCAACCAAACGAUUCUCGACCUGA
Molecule: messenger RNA, 651 nt
Organism: Dovyalis caffra
Lineage: Eukaryota; Viridiplantae; Streptophyta; Magnoliopsida; Malpighiales; Salicaceae
Source: the annotation of a GenBank genome assembly